CAAAAUUGGAUGCAAUGAAUUUUCAUAAUUUUAAUAAAUUUACUGCUAAUUGUGAACUUGGCUCAAUUAGAAAGUAGGAAGCAGAUACCCAUAAAUUAUCCUCAAUAUAGUGGUGUCGGUAAAGGUGGUGCCAGGUGGACACAGCUGGCGACAUAUCAGUCUUGAAUAGAUUAACCACCGUACGAAUAAAACAAACUGCUGUCGGUGGCGACGGCGCAAAAGAUACAGAAAUAUAUGUACGUAGAAAAAUAUGACAAAAAAUAAACACAGAUGAAAAUCAGAAAUUUUUUCAGUGAAAAUUGGUUUCUAGUUGUGUACGGAUCAAAAUACACUCAACACUUUUGCUUAUAUUACUAAUUGCAUUGACUUGCUGCAGAAACGGCAUUUAAAUAGAAAAGCAAAAUAUUUUUGCUGAAAAAACUAAACGAAAUUUACAUUAAAACUGUUUUUGUUUAUGAUUAAUGCGGAAUUCGUGUGAAAUUCGAAGUGUUGCAAAAAAUUACUUUAAAAAUUGCACUAAGCAAAUAUAUUAAUUGUGUUGAUUAGUUCAUUGACGUUGAGACAUAACUAUGGCUGAGGUGCGUCGGCGGAAAGGCGACAAUGAGGCUGAUGAUGCUGGAGAGAAAUUAGGGGAGGGAGACAAACGUAAUUCUGCUGCGGACUCAUCUGAUCAUGUCGACUCAGAAGAGGAAAAGUUACCAGAGGAAAAAUUUGUUGACGAGCUAUCAAAAUCCCUCCCUCAGGGAACAGAUAAAACUCCGGAAAUUUUGGACUCAGCUUUGAAAGAUCUUCCCGACAGAUGGAAGAAUUAUGUUAUUCGAGGCAUUUUUACAUGGAUUAUGAUAUGCGGUUUUGCCCUUAUCAUAUAUGGAGGUCCUUUGGCGUUAAUGAUCACGACGCUCCUUGUGCAAGUUAAAUGUUUCCAAGAGAUUAUUUCAAUUGGUUAUCAGGUUUAUCGUAUACAUGGACUUCCCUGGUUUCGCAGUUUGUCCUGGUAUUUUCUGCUGACAUCCAACUACUUCUUCUAUGGUGAAAACUUGGUCGACUAUUUUGGAGUAGUUAUCAACCGUGUGGAAUAUUUGAAGUUUUUGGUGACCUAUCAUCGUUUCCUGUCGUUUGCAUUGUAUUGCAUCGGUUUUGUCUGGUUUGUGCUGUCGCUGGUGAAAAAGUAUUAUAUGAAACAGUUUAGUCUGUUUGCUUGGACACAUGUCUCUCUGCUGAUCGUGGUCACACAGAGUUACUUGAUCAUACAAAAUAUUUUUGAAGGUCUUAUUUGGUUCAUUGUUCCCGUUUCGAUGAUUGUAUGCAACGAUGUAAUGGCGUACAUGUUUGGCUUCUUCUUCGGUCGUACUCCACUAAUCAAAUUAAGCCCGAAGAAGACAUGGGAAGGAUUUAUUGGUGGUGGUUUUGCCACAGUUAUCUUUGGAAUAAUUUUCUCAUAUAUUCUUUGUCAUUAUCAAUAUUUUGUGUGCCCAAUACUCUAUUCAGAGGAACUGGGACGCAUGACAAUGGCUUGUGAGCCAAGUUACUUGUUUACGAAGCAAAAUUACAGCCUCAGUAUGUUUGGCAUUGGCAAGUCUAUCAGUAUGUAUCCAUUUGUUUGGCAUUCAGUUGCAUUAAGUUCUUUCAGUUCGAUAAUUGGGCCUUUUGGAGGCUUCUUUGCUUCCGGUUUCAAGCGGGCAUUCAAGAUAAAGGACUUUGGCGAUAUGAUACCCGGACAUGGUGGAAUUAUGGACCGUUUCGAUUGUCAAUUCCUAAUGGCCACAUUUGUGAAUGUUUAUAUAUCUAGCUUUAUCAGAACACCCGCACCAUCCAAAAUACUGACACAGAUUUACAACUUGAAACCGGAACAACAAUUACAAAUUUACCAAUCACUCAAAGAAAGUCUUGGCGACUUAAUUACUAACUAAUAUAUUUCCCAAAACUAUUAAAUUUAAGCAAAUUAUUUCGACAAAAAAAAA
Anastrepha obliqua is the source of this 1961-nucleotide messenger RNA. RefSeq names its product phosphatidate cytidylyltransferase, photoreceptor-specific (gene Cds). Gene Ontology annotation, cellular component: endoplasmic reticulum membrane. Bases 570 to 1910 code for a protein of 446 amino acids. The transcript has 9 exons. NCBI's taxonomy places the organism in Eukaryota, Metazoa, Arthropoda, Insecta, Diptera, Tephritidae. The record is from RefSeq and is a predicted model, not a curated record. Gene Ontology annotation, molecular function: phosphatidate cytidylyltransferase activity.